CACUAUUGUCGUUUGUUUACAACCCAGGGACUUCCUGCUUAGCGUGGGGAGCUAGUUUUAACUAUAGGAACCCAACUGCUUAAUUUAACACCACAGGGAAGCCUUCAAGAUGGGAUGUGAUGGCGGAACGAUUCCUAAGAGGCACGAGUUGGUAAAAGGACCCAAAAAAGUUGAGAAGGUUGAUAAAAAUGCAGAGCUGGCGGCCAAGUGGAAGCACUGCGCCCUGAGCCAGGAGAAACUCAGACGCCCCAUAGUUGCUUGUGAACUGGGAAAACUCUAUAACAAAGAUGCUGUCAUUGAAUAUCUUCUGGAUAAAUCUGCCGAGAGACCCAACGCAGAGGCUGUUACACACAUCCGUGGGAUAAAGGAUAUCAAGGAACUCAAUUUGACUGAUAAUCCUGAAUGGGAAGGUGAGAGAAGCAAUAUUAAAGGUGACAAAUAUGAGGACGUCCACUGUGGCAUGUUCAUCUGCCCAGUUGUUGGACUGGAGAUGAACGGCAGGCAUAGGUUUUGUUACCUGCAGACCUGUGGCUGUGUCUUUUCUGAUCGGGCACUGAAGGAGGUUAAGACAGAAAUUUGCCAUAAGUGUGGGGACCCUUUUAAAGAGGAGGAUGUCAUUGUGCUCAAUGGCACCAAGGAGGAUGUGGAGAAGCUGAGGGAGAAGAUGGAAGAGAGACGAGCCAAAACCAAAACUAAGAAAUCAAAGAAGACCAAAGCCGCUGAGGCUGUGUCGACGCCACAAGAGUCAAAGGGCAACACACAGUCACCACAGGAAGAUACAGCAACAGGAGCUUCAGUUCAAAAUGGCGGUGAAGCCGGCCAGCUAGCUGUUGCCGGGUCUUCGGGUUCGUCCGGCUCCUCCAAAGUCACCAAAUCUUCGACGGCCCCUGGCAGCAAGAGGUCCAUCCAGGAGAUGAAGGAGAAGUCGGAGGCCUUCAAAUCCCUGUUCACCAGCCACAGCUCCGCCAAGCGCACCAAAGAGCAGACGUCCAACUGGGUCACCCACACCCCGUAUCACUUCUAGUAACUGGCGCUGAUUUGUGAUGCGUUAGUCAGCACCGCUCGCUGCACACAAACACACGCGUGCACACAAAGAGACACCCAUUCACCGCUAAUGUGCGGCCGUAUCCCUGACAUGUCCCUCAAGUUCCCAGUAGCUGAGUGUUUACAUGUUGUGAACAUAUGUUAAUGGCUCCCCAGGCUGCUCAGACUUUGUUUUGCAACGUAAUUCUCCCACAUGUAUUCUCCACACCUCUGUUCAUUUAGAGGUAUUUUGAGAUUUGGUCCAAACGUCAUCCUUUUCACUCUGCUGUCCCCUAGUGCUCACAGGGCAAAUUUUGCUCUCUACACACUACUCUCCUCUCCUACUGAAUGAGAACUGUUCCCUGUAUGCAAACCCAUCAACCUUGAGCAACAUCAUGAACUUCAGGAUGUUUUUAUUGUUGUUAUGUUAUGUUUUUGUUUUUUUCUAAAAGUCUCUUUGAUCUGAUGAGUAAGAGAAUUUAGGUUUUCAAUUUGUAAUUUGCAAAGUUUAGUUAAGCUGCAAUAUCUCAUGUUUUUACACCUCUUUGUUUUAGCGAUUAUAAGAGUUUUAUUUGUAAUAGACGGUCAAUCUGAUUCUUUUUUGCAUGUAAUGACAAAAUGUCAAUAAAUUUCUACUCAGACACAA
Molecule: messenger RNA, 1669 nt
Organism: Betta splendens (Siamese fighting fish)
Lineage: Eukaryota; Metazoa; Chordata; Actinopteri; Anabantiformes; Osphronemidae
Gene: rtf2
Product: replication termination factor 2
Exons: 9
Coding region: 110-1024 (304 amino acids)
Biological process (GO): site-specific DNA replication termination at RTS1 barrier; mitotic DNA replication termination
Cellular component (GO): nucleus
Source: RefSeq, a predicted model, not a curated record